Molecule: messenger RNA, 4605 nt
Organism: Ipomoea triloba (trilobed morning glory)
Lineage: Eukaryota; Viridiplantae; Streptophyta; Magnoliopsida; Solanales; Convolvulaceae
Exons: 3
Coding region: 1-4605 (1534 amino acids)
Biological process (GO): DNA integration
Molecular function (GO): nucleic acid binding
Source: RefSeq, a predicted model, not a curated record
AUGGACGCACUUCUUCAACCCCCUCGACCAAACCCUCAACCCAACCCUAGGCUAAUGAAAGACUUUGGUAGGCCCCAAGUAGGAGGUUCACCCUCUUGUAUAGUGCUUACUGAUGCAGCCAGGAACUAUGAGCUAAAGACGGUUCACUACAACCAAUUGCCGUCUUUUCACGGUUCAGCAAACGAAGAUGCCCUUACCUUUAUCAGGGAUUUCUACGGGAUAGUCCAACACUUCCCGUUGAAUGACUUGACCGAGGGUGCACUAAGGAUGAGGUGUUUCCCAUACACCUUGAAAGAUGCAGCAAAGACAUGGCUAAUGACUCUCACACCUGGAUCCCUUCGGACAUGGCCGGAGGUGUACAACAAGUUCAUAGGUAAAUUCUAUUCCCAUGCUAAAACUGCUGAAUUGAGAAGAAAAAUUGCGACCUUUUCGCAAGCUGAAGGCGAACCAUUCCAUGAGGCAUGGGAAAGGUUUAACAUGUUGCUCAUUCAAUGCCCCCACCAUGGCUACCCGUUGGAGCUUCAAAAUCAAACUUUCUAUGAUGGUUUGACUCAAACCAGCCAAUCAAUGGUUGACAAUGCGGCUGGAGGGGCCAUGGGAGAAAAAACUGCGGAGGAAACCUUAGCAUUGUAUGAAAUGCUAGGGGCAAACUCCCAACAAAAGAGCGUCAGGGGACGGACGCCAGGUAUGUAUGAAGUUAAUUCAAAUGCUGGGUUGGAAAUUCAAGUGUCUGAGUUAGCUAAACAAGUGAAAAGUAUGCAUUAUAUGAUGAGUAUGAAGCAAAACAAUGCAUCGAUGGUGGACGAAAAUGUUCAUAAUUUUGAACAGGCCAAUGCUAUGAAUAGUUUCAAUCAAAGGCCUAGAAAUGACCCACAGCAAGAAGCAAAUAACCAGCGGUUCCAAAUGCAACAAGAAGCAAACGAUCAACGGUUCCAACAAACAGAGGCAUCACUUGCUAAAACUGAGGCUUCACUUGCCAGAAAUGAAGCUUCCAUGAGAAAGUUGGAAGUCCAAGUGGGGCAAAUUGCCGAAGCUCUACAAGGCCAUGUGCUAGGUAAGUUGCCUAGCCAACCUGAAGAAGCUAAGGUUAUGACUGUGUUAAGAAGUGGUAGAGUUAUUGAAAAUGUUGUUAAAGAAAAUACCACUUCUAAACAAGCUGAAAUAGUUGAAAAUUUGAAUGUUGAUAAUGAUGCUAAUAAGGAUGAACCCAAAUUGCAUAAAUCUAAUGAUCCUUAUGUGCCCCCUAAGCCAUGUGCUCCCCCAGUUCCUUUUCCUGGUAGGUUGAAAAAUUCAAAGUUUGAUAGAUCAUUUUCUGAGAUUUAUGAUUUGUUGUCAAAAGUGAAUGUGAAUUUGCCUUUGUUAGACAUGAUUAAAAAUAUGCCUGCCUAUGCUAAGUUUUUGAAAGAACUAAACACAAGAAAACGUAGGUAUGAACAUAACGAAAAAGUUUUUAUGUCUAAAACUGUGAGUGCUGUUUUGCAAAUUGACUUGCCCCCAAAAUUAGAAGACCCCGGUAGUUUCAUAAUAACUAUUACAGUGGGGAAUUCUAAGAAAGAAAAGGCAAUGCUUGAUUUAGGGGCAAGCAUUAACUUGAUGCCUUAUUCUGUCUACUUGCAGUUGGGUCUGGAUAGAUUAAAACCUACUACAAUGUCCCUAGAGCUUGCUGAUCGCUCUAUUAGAUAUCCUAGGGGUAUUGUAGAAGAUGUUUUGGUCCAAGUUGAUAAACUAAUAAUGCCUGCCGACUUUGUUGUUUUAGAUAUGAAUAAAAAGUGCAAUCAUGCGCAAGACAUGCCUAUUUUGCUUGGCCGACCUUUCAUGGCCACAGCAAAAACAAUGAUUGAUGUCCAAAAUGGAAAGUUAACCAUGACUGUCCUUGAUGAAACUGUUGAAUUUUCCAUUCUGAAAUCGAUGAAAUUGCCUGAAAACAAUAAUAAUCAUUGCUUUACUGUAGACAUUUUAGAUUCUAUAAUUUCUGCUGAGUUUUUAGAUGAAUCUCCGUUGAAGGUCGGAGCUGAUGAAGAUGAACCUAAUCAAAGCCCAAUAAAAGAAGGGGGUGUUGAAGGAUGUUCACUCACAGACUGCCUGGAACAAAUCAAAGAAAGACACCAUCCCUCAAUUGCAGCUGACGUUCCGCCCAAGCUGGACUUAAAACCUCUUCCUAGUUCUUUAAAAUAUGCUUUCUUAGGUCCAAAUAAUACUUAUCCUGUAAUAAUUGCCUCUAACCUUUCACAGGAACAAGAAAACAGUUUGCUAGAAGUUUUAAAAAAAUAUAAAAGUGCAAUAGGUUGGACAGUAGAGGAUAUUAAAGGAAUAAGUCCUACAGUUUGUAUGCACCGAAUCUUACUUGAAGAAGGGGCAACUCCUGUCCGUCAACCUCAGCGCAGGUUAAAUCCAAAUAUGAAGGAGGUUGUACGUGCAGAAGUCCUAAAGUUGCUGGACUCGGGUAUUAUUUACCCAAUCUCAGACAGUAAAUGGGUAAGUCCAGUUCACGUAGUGCCGAAAAAAUUUGGAAUUACUGUUGUUACUAAUGAAAAAAAUGAGUUAAUCCCAACUAGAACAGUAACUGGGGGCAUAGAGGUUGACAAGGCUAAAAUUGAAGUUAUUUCUAAAUUACCUCCCCCUACAUCUGUGAAAGAAGUGCGAAGUUUUCUUGGUCAUGCAGGUUUUUACAGGCGCUUCAUAAAAGACUUUUCAAAAAUUUGUAGGCCCAUGUGUAACCUGUUAGCAAAAGAUGUUGUCUUCAAGUUUGACGAUGAAUGUUUGUCUGCUUUCAAUUUUUUGAAAGAAAAAUUAACUUCUGCUCCCAUUCUCGCUGCACCUAAUUGGGAGCAUCCUUUUGAAAUAAUGUGUGAUGCAUCUGAUUAUGCCAUAGGUGCUGUUUUAGGACAUAAAAUUAAUAAAUUGCCUUAUGUGAUUCAUUAUGCAAGUAAAACUUUGGAUAAUGCUCAGGUUAACUACACAACUACUGAAAAGGAGUUGUUGGCUAUAGUCUUUGCAUUAGAAAAAUUUCGUUCUUACUUGAUUGGUUCUAAGGUGAUUGUUUAUUCUGAUCACUCUGCUCUGAAAUUUUUGCUGGCUAAAAAAGAUGCUAAGCCUAGGCUAAUAAGAUGGAUUUUGUUGCUGCAAGAAUUUGAUUUGACUAUCAAGGACAAGAAAGGGUGCGAGAAUGUGGUAGCUGACCAUUUAUCUCGUUUACCUGAUGCAGCUAAUAAUUGUCUUAAUUCUGCUGUUCCUAUAAAUGACAGGUUCCCUGGUGAACAGUUGCUUUCGUUACAAAAUAAAGAGCCUUGGUAUGCAGAUUUUGUGAAUUAUUUAGUCUCGGGUCAAUUUCACCCAGACUUAAAUUCACAAGGAAAAAAACAUUUUCUUUCUAAAGCAAAACAUUUCUUUUGGGAUGAGCCUUAUUUGUUUAAAACUUGUCCUGAUCAAAUAAUUAGAAGGUGUAUCCCUGAGUUUGAACAACAAAAUAUUUUGAAUCAUAGCCACACUUUAAGUUGCGGAGGACAUUUUAGUGGGAAGAAAACUGCAUUGAAAGUCUUGCAGUCUGGUUUUUAUUGGCCCACUUUGUUCAAGGAUGCAUUUGAAUUUUGUGCUAAGUGUGAUAGAUGCCAGAGGACUGGUAAUAUAAGUAAGCGUCAUGAAAUGCCCCUUUCAAAUAUUCUGGUUAUUGAUCUCUUUGAUGUUUGGGGAAUUGAUUUCAUGGGGCCUUUUCCUACUUCCUUUGGUUAUAAUUAUAUUCUUGUGGCUGUUGAUUAUGUGUCAAAAUGGGUUGAAGCUGUAGCUACUAGGACAAAUGACAGUAAAGUUGUUUUGAAAUUUUUGAAAGAUAUUUUUGCCAGGUUUGGGACGCCCAGAGCUAUUAUUAGCGAUGAAGGUACCCACUUCUGUAAUAAACUUUUUGCAGGACUACUGAAAAAAUAUGGCAUUACUCACAGGGUGGCUACCCCGUACCAUCCACAAACCUCUGGCCAAGUAGAGGUAAGUAACAGACAAAUUAAAGGGAUCUUGGAAAAAACGGUAAAUUCUUCUCGAAAGGAUUGGGCCGUCAAAUUGAAUGAUGCACUGUGGGCUUACAGGACAGCCUACAAGACCCCAAUUGGCAUGAGCCCGUACAGGUUAGUAUUCGGUAAAGCUUGUCAUUUGCCAGUGGAGUUAGAACAUAAAGCCUAUUGGGCUAUUAAAUUCCUAAAUUUUGAUUUGCAAAAAGCUGGUGAGAUAAGAAAAUUAAAUUUGAAUGAAUUAGAUGAAAUACGAAAUGAGGCUUAUGAAAAUUCAAAAAUUUAUAAAGAGAAAACCAAGGUCUAUCAUGAUAAAUUCAUUUUGAGGAAAAAUUUUGAACCUGGUAUGAAAGUUUUGUUAUUUAACUCUCGUUUAAGAUUGUUUCCAGGUAAGUUAAAAUCUAGAUGGACAGGGCCUUUUGUGAUAGUUGAAGUAUUUUCUCAUGGUGCCUGCGUGAUUAAAAAUCCAAAAACAGGUGAACAAUUUAAGGUGAAUGGGCAAAGACUUAAGCAGUACUUUGAGGGAGAACCAUCAGCCCAUAAUGUUGACCAGGUAGAGUUACACGUUUUUGAAUGCCCAUGUUGUCUAGCUCUAGACAAUAACUGA